Molecule: messenger RNA, 1401 nt
Organism: Salvelinus namaycush (lake trout)
Lineage: Eukaryota; Metazoa; Chordata; Actinopteri; Salmoniformes; Salmonidae
Product: zinc finger protein 2 homolog
Exons: 2
Coding region: 1-1248 (415 amino acids)
Biological process (GO): central nervous system development; regulation of transcription by RNA polymerase II
Cellular component (GO): nucleus
Molecular function (GO): RNA polymerase II cis-regulatory region sequence-specific DNA binding; DNA-binding transcription factor activity, RNA polymerase II-specific
Source: RefSeq, a predicted model, not a curated record
AUGGUCGAGGGAGAGAGACCUGACUAUCGUGGAUCCUCUGGGGAGCCUCAACUACAUCAUGACACUGACGAGGCAGAGAAGAGUCUCUCCACAUCAGAACAUCUCAAGAAACAGCAGCGGAAACGCACAGGGAAGAAACCUCACCACUGCUCAGACUGUGGGAAGAGUUACUCAAGAUCAGAUGCACUAAAAGCACACCAGAGAAUUCACACUGGAGAAAAAUCUUAUAGCUGUGAUCAAUGUGGGAAGAAUUUUGCUACGUCUAGCAAGCUGACUAUUCACCAGAGAAAACACACAGGAGAGAAAUCUUUCCACUGCUCAGACUGUGGGAAGAGUUACUCAAGAUCAGAUUCACUAAAAGCACACCAGAGAAUUCACACAGGGAAGAAGUCUCACCACUGCUCUGUCUGUGGGAAGAGUUACUCCAGAUCAGAUUCACUAAAAGCACACCAGAGAAUUCACACUGGAGAGAAAUCUUUCCACUGCUCAGACUGUGGGAAGAGUUACUCAAGAUCAGAUUCACUAAAAGCACACCAGAGAAUUCACACUGGAGAAAAAUCUUAUAGCUGUGAUCAAUGUGGGAAGAAUUUUGCUACGUCUAGCAAGCUGACUAUUCACCAGAGAAAACACACAGGAGAGAAAUCUUUCCACUGCUCAGACUGUGGGAAGAGUUACUCAAGAUCAGAUUCACUAAAAGCACACCAGAGAAUUCACACUGGAGAAAAAUCUUAUAGCUGUGAUCAAUGUGGGAAGAAUUUUGCUACGUCUAGCAAGCUGACUAUUCACCAGAGAAAACACACAGGAGAGAAAUCUUUCCACUGCUCAGACUGUGGGAAGAGUUACUCAAGAUCAGAUUCACUAAAAGCACACCAGAGAAUUCACACUGGAGAAAAACCUUAUAGCUGUGAUCAAUGUGGGAAGAGUUUUACUACAUCUAGCCAGCUGACUAUACACCAGAGCAAGCACACAGGAGAGAAACCUUACAACUGCUCUGACUGUGGAAAGAGUUUUGUUAUAUCAGGAUAUUUAAAAUCACACCAGAGAAUACACACAGGAGAGAAACCUUAUACCUGUGAUCAAUGUGACAAGAGUUUUAGUCACUCAAGCAGCCUGAUAGUACACCAGAGAACACACACAGGAGAGAAGCCUUAUAGCUGUGAUCAAUGUGGGAAGAGUUUUACUGAAUCUAGUCAGCUGACUAAGCACCAGAGAAAACACACAGGAGAGGAAAUCUUACCACUGUUGUGACUGUGGCAAGAGUUUUGUUUUGUCAGGACUUUUAUAAAUAACACAGGAGAGAAGUCUUACCUUAACCACACUGCUAACCCUAAUGCCUAACCUUAACCACACUGCUAACCCUAAUGCCUAAACCUAACCUUAACCAUACUGCUAACCCUAAUA